Apis florea (little honeybee) is the source of this 1197-nucleotide messenger RNA. RefSeq lists its product as uncharacterized. Gene Ontology annotation, biological process: detection of chemical stimulus involved in sensory perception of smell; sensory perception of smell. Gene Ontology annotation, molecular function: olfactory receptor activity; odorant binding. Gene Ontology annotation, cellular component: plasma membrane. The record is from RefSeq and is a predicted model, not a curated record. NCBI's taxonomy places the organism in Eukaryota, Metazoa, Arthropoda, Insecta, Hymenoptera, Apidae.
AGUCGAUAUCUGAUUAGAAAGAUGGACGUAUUCGACAAACACUACCAUACCUAUCGUAUUGUGUUGAAAAUCAUAGGACUAUGGCCAUACAAUAACUCGAUUUACGUAUGGAUUCAGAGACUGUGGUUAUUGAUAUUCAUUCUUGGCAAUAUAAUAUUUCAGAUUGUGUCACUUCUAAGAUCUGAAAUUACGUUACAAAACUGUACUUUAAUACUUUUUACGACCUGCCCACUUACGGUAGUCUUGUUAAGAUAUGUAGGCUUUGUGAUAUUUUUUCCUAUGAUAAAACUUCUCUUUCGUCACAUACGUAUGGAGGAAAGUAUGGUACAAGAUUCAAUAGAAACACAGAUACGAACGAAAUAUAUCGAUGAUUCCUGUCAUAUGAUCGACAUUUUUUUUUGGAUAAUUUAUACAACUACUGCAUUUUGCAGUAUAUCGUUAUUGUACCCUAUUACAUUGGAUUUUAUAAACCCUUUGAACGAAUCUCGUACGCGUAUCAUUCAUUAUUUUACAAUGUUUUCUCACCAUCGAAUCAUCUAUAUUGAUAUACUAUGCUUGAACUAUGUGUUUGUUGCAAUAAUUUCAUCAUUGUCUGUAACAUGCACGGAAUCGAUAUUUGGACUUUAUAGUUAUCACAUAAGCGUGUUGUUUAAAAUUAUUGGUUAUCGAAUACAAAACAUUGUUACGUGUUUGACGAUAUUCAAUCUCUCGUCGAAGCAAAUUGACUCGAAGCUCACAGAGCUCUAUCGCGUGGUGGAUAUUCAUAACCAAGCUAUCGAACUUAUCGAUGCGAUAAAUAAUUCAGGAAUACAUAUGAUGCCUAGUUUUCUAAUCGUGAUUUCAAUGGCGAUGAAUCUGCAUCAACUAGUAAGUACGAUUUUUAGAAAGGAUCAAUUAGGAAUCUUGAUCUUUCUUAUAUCUUUUAUCGUUCAAUUGAUUAUUAUAUUCAUAUGUAACUACAAUAGUCAGAUACUUAUAAACAACAGUGAAGAAUUGUUUCACGAAUUAUAUAUUUCUACGUGGUAUUUCGUACCGUUAAAGGUACAAAAGAUUUUAUUGCUGAUCAUGAUACGAAGCUCGACGACAUGUAUGAUUCACAUCUUGGGUGUGUUCACUCCAUGCCAUGCAGGAUUUUCAACGGUAAUUUAUUUAAAUAAAUAUAUCAUCAUUCGAAUUCAAACUAAUAGAAUUUUCUAA